UGGUGGUCGUCCUCACAGUUGAGUAAACAAGAACUUAAAGCCCCACUGAGUCAAGAAGAGACAGUCGUGAACUACAGUGCACACACCGUUGUCAUGGCGUUGUAUUGUGGAUUAUUAUGCAGAACUAGAUAAUGAAUUGGGUUCCUGAUGAACAGACGAUGAACCCAUACCAGUACCGGGCACCUCCAGUAGGCAUUGAGCUUGUUCCCCGACCUUUAAAGAUGAGACUGACAGUACGAGCUCUGAGCGGUAAUUCGGGAUCACACGGAAGACACGGAACUCUCGGUCAAUUACUCGGUGUUACUACGGGAAUAGUUUUAGGGGUUAUACUAACGGCAUCUAUCAGACACUUGAUGCUUCAGCCACACCUGUGUAUAUCAGUGAGAAAUUUGCCUAUCUACGAUGAUAUGAACGAUGCUUUUAGAACAAUAGGACUUGAUAAGAAUACAGAUGUUCAUAAUAAUCCUAAAAAUUUACUCUUCGUUGGUGUUAUGACGGCCAACAAGUACCUAGAUAGUCGUGCUAAAGCUGUGUAUGAAACCUGGGGCAAACAACUGCCAGGAAAAAUUGCCUUUUUUUCCUCUGAGGCAUCAACAACUGAUGUUGAUAUUCCCCUAAUCAGGUUAAGAGGUGUUGAUGAUUCUUAUCCACCUCAGAAGAAGUCUUUUAUGAUGAUUAAAUAUAUGGCAGAACACUUUUCAGAACACUUUGAAUUCUUUAUGCGUGCUGAUGAUGAUAUUUAUGUUCGACCAGAGAAAUUAGAACUUUUCUUGCGAUCAGUGAAUAGCACCAAGGCUCACUUCAUUGGUCAAGCUGGUAAAGGCAACCAGGAGGAAUUUGGUCAUCUUGCCUUAAAAAAUGAUGAAAAUUUCUGCAUGGGAGGUCCAGGUGUCAUCAUGAGUCGUAGCACUUUAUUACAAGUUGCUCCUCAUGUUCGAGAUUGCCUCAAAAACUUGCGAUCAACCCACGAAGAUGUUGAAAUAGGUCGUUGUGUGAGAAAAUAUGCAAGAGUCCCGUGUACCUGGUCUUAUGAGAUGCAGAGUAUUUUGUACCACAACAGCAGUGGCACGGAAGCCUUCACAGGACCUCUUAAACAACGGGAGGUUCAUCGCGCCAUUACUCUCCAUCCAAUAAAAAAUCACACGCAUCUUUAUCGUCUCCAUUCUUACAUUCAGGGUUUAAAUAUACGAUCAAGUGAAGGAGAGUUGGUGCACCUUAUUCGUGAAUUGGCGAAAACAAGUGAAGAGGCAGGACUCCCGUUGCCCCAUCUUGAUGAGCCAUCAUCUGGGAUCUUCCUUGAUCAAUUGGGCACAGAUGUGACCUUACAAAAGUGGAUGGCAAGUACUGAGGAGGAAGUUUUGUACUGGGACUUUCUGAGCAGAGCGGCGUACCAGCCAGGGAACAACAACCCUCGUCACAAACCAACGUCUGGCAUGGCAGAGGGACUCAACGAUGUAAUACGUGAUGUCAUGGAAAUAAUAAACAGAGUAUCAAAAGAACGAGGACGUGUGAUAGACUUUAAAGAGGUGUUGUAUGGAUAUAUUAGAUGGCACCCAACCCUGGCCUUGGAGUACAUCCUGGAUAUGUUGCUCCUCUACAAGAAAUACCGCGGCAAAAAGAUGACAGUGCCAGUCCGUAGGCACGCUUACCUGCAGGUUCCAUUUGGUCCUCUACAUGUUCGUGAAUAUGAAAGUGGAGUUUUUGAAGAAGCUUUAGAGCCAACUUCUGGGAUCCAAGAAUUAGUGGAAGUCGUUGUAAAAAGCAGCCUCAGUGACCUCUCAAAGCUCCAUUAUCAAGUUCCACCUGCAGGGCCUCCUCGAACUCAGCUGAAUCCAAAGAAAAUCCAUUUCAUUCUACCUCUGGCUGGGAGGUUUAAAACCUUUCAGCGUUUUAUGGAUGAUUUCCGGCGUGUGUGUCUUGAAGGUGAAGAAAAUGUGCAGCUGGUGGUGGUGUCCUUCCGGCCAUCGCCCGGGAAGGAUGACACGACAGAGGAUGUUGAGGCUCUUAUCUCCAGCCUUCAGUUAGAUUAUCCUCAAAUUCUCAUGACAGUUCUGCAGGCCAACACAAGUUUUGCUCGAGCAUUAGCCCUGGAACUGGGUGCUGGCCAGUGUCAAGACAGUGACUUGAUGUUCUUCGUGGAUGUGGACAUGACUUUCACCUCCUCUACUUUAGAUAGAAUUCGUCUCCAUACCAUAAGAGGAUCUCAGAUCUACUACCCUAUCGUGUUUAGUGAGUUUGAUCCAAAAUUUACAAGAAAAGGAAGUCAUGCAGAACAGUAUGACCACAGCUUGAUUAAUGAGGAUGUUGGCUACUGGCGAGCUUUUGGUUUUGGGAUUGUGGCCUUGUACAAAUCUGAACUGCUUCAAGCAGGUGGCUUGGAUACUUCCAUUCUUGGCUGGGGUGGUGAGGAUGUUGAUCUUUUUGAAAAGGUCCUAAGAAGUGGGAUCCACAUCUUCCGUGCUGCUGACCCGGGUUUAGUCCACGUCUUCCAUCACGUUGAUUGUGAUCGUAAUUUAGAAUCUUCACAAUAUGAGAUGUGUCAAGGAACGCGUUACAGUACAUAUGGUUCUGCACCUGCUCUUGUUAAAACUAUUAUAGAAAAUCCAGAAAUAUUAGCAUAUAGAAGAGCUAAUCCUUAGUCAAUAUAUAGUUCUUUGUAAUUUUAGAAAUAUAUUUUUAUAACUCAUGUAGUGGAUCUAGUGACUCAAGUUCUUUGUCAACAACUCUCUGGGUUGACAUCCCUGGGUUUCCAGAACACUCACUUUUGAUAAGUGAGACCAAGUUCCAGAUAUUCAAUAAAACUGGUAAUCUAAUAA
This is a messenger RNA of Homarus americanus (American lobster), 2816 nucleotides long. RefSeq names its product chondroitin sulfate synthase 1-like (gene Chsy). The record is from RefSeq and is a predicted model, not a curated record. Gene Ontology annotation, cellular component: Golgi cisterna membrane. The transcript is spliced from 13 exons. NCBI's taxonomy places the organism in Eukaryota, Metazoa, Arthropoda, Malacostraca, Decapoda, Nephropidae. Gene Ontology annotation, molecular function: glucuronosyl-N-acetylgalactosaminyl-proteoglycan 4-beta-N-acetylgalactosaminyltransferase activity. The coding region runs from base 132 to 2639 and encodes 835 amino acids.